AUGCAAUUAUUUAAUAAAAGAAACUUAGGUGGAAAUUUUAAGUAUUUGGUAAAAUGGAAGGGUCGACCAAAAUGCGAAAGGUUAUGGGAAAAGGCCAAAACGUUAAAUAGCGCACGGGUUCGGGAGUACGAAAUAAAGGUAAAAGAUUUAUAA
Messenger RNA from Pyricularia pennisetigena, 153 nucleotides. RefSeq lists its product as uncharacterized. Lineage: Eukaryota; Fungi; Ascomycota; Sordariomycetes; Magnaporthales; Pyriculariaceae. The coding region runs from base 1 to 153 and encodes 50 amino acids. The transcript has a single exon. The record is from RefSeq and is a predicted model, not a curated record.